Acanthosepion pharaonis is the source of this 3300-nucleotide messenger RNA. Lineage: Eukaryota; Metazoa; Mollusca; Cephalopoda; Sepiida; Sepiidae. The record is from the annotation of a GenBank genome assembly.
AUGGCCAGCACCCAAGAUGUGAAGAAGGAAGUUGUUAUCCUGCCACCGGAGACUUGCUUAUUGGCAGAGAGAAGAAACUUCAUACAGAUUCGACAUGUGGUCUCAAGGUACAUGAACAAUACUACAUUCCCUGGUAUUAAGACUGGACCUGUGAAGAAACUUGAUGACGUUAUUUGCGAAUCAAGAUACUCUGACGUAGCACCUUCGACUGGAGGAGAGGUGAUUUUCCAAGUGUUGCCCACAUCAAUCAGUAUUGGAAAUCCAUACAGUUCUGAAGUUCAAGAUUUGCUGAAAUUGACCAAUUUGAGAAUAAAUUUCACUAAACUUCACACUUUAGGUGAUGUCCUGCUUCAUGAUCAAGGUGAUACGAAGAAGAAAUAUUAUUAUGCUAUGUAUGACAUGACAGUCCGAGGAAGUUGUUCCUGUUAUGGUCAUGCUUCUCGUUGUACACCACUCCACCCAGAAGGCACGGGCAACAUUCCCAGAGAUAUGGUCCAUGGAAAAUGUGAAUGUGCCCACAGAACAACUGGCUUCAACUGUGACAAAUGUCAAGAUUUCUACAAUGAUCUUCCAUGGCGACCAGCUCGGGAGAGACAACCAAAUGCUUGCAAAAUAUGUAAUUGUAAUAACCAUGCUACGAAAUGUCAUUUUGAUCCUGCGGUUUAUGAACAAACUGGCCGCGUGAGUGGAGGUGUUUGUGAUGAUUGCCAGCAUAAUACAAUGGGAAGGAACUGUCAGUUCUGCAAACCUUUCUUCUAUCAGGAUCCAAACAGAAGAAUGACUGACCCAGAUGUUUGCCAACAUUGUAACUGUGACCCGUCAGGAUCUCUGCGCCAGGGAGAAUGUCACAGCCAUACAAGCAAAGAUGGCCGUUAUAUAGCUGGUACUUGUGACUGCAAGCGUUAUGUUAAUGGAAGACGAUGUGACACCUGCCAGAAUGGUUACUGGAAUCUUAAAUCGGACAAUCCACAUGGUUGUGAAGCCUGCAUUUGUAAUGUUCUUGGGACAAGUCCUGGUAACAGCUGCAGUAAGAUAACUGGAGACUGCAUCUGCAAACGUUAUGUAACAGGCAAACAAUGUGACCAAUGCUUUCCUGGCUAUUGGGGUUUGAGUUCCGACAUCAAUGGAUGCAAACCAUGUGAUUGUGACAUUGGUGGCUCCUUGGGAGAAACAUGUGAUCAAAGCAAUGGCCAGUGUCAAUGUCGACCACACAUUUAUGGCCGAAAGUGUGACCGCCCCAUGCCUCUUUAUUUUAUUCCUGGACUGGAUUCGUUCUUGUUUGAAGCAGAAUUUGGACGUGGUCUGAAGAAUGCUCGUGUGGACAUCCAUGAACGUGGACCAGAUGAAGUUGUUACUUGGACUGGACCUGGUUUCAUGAAGGUCAUGGAAGGUGAUUCUAUUGACUUCACAGUAACAAAUCUAACUGCCUCAAUGGAGUACGACAUUGUGAUCAGAUACAACCCACUGAUGCCUGACCGGUGGGAAGAUGUCAGAGUUCUCAUUGACAGACCAGGACCAGUUGAUCCUCAUGGACCUUGUGCUAACAGCAUUCCCCAGGAUGGCUACAAAGCUACAAGUUUACCACCAGGUUCUUAUUAUGCUGUUGUGAAGCCACCAUCAUGCCUUUUUUAUAAAAUGCAGGCCAUUGUUCUUAUACCAAACACAGACAGCAUCCCAAUUUUCCAAGGUCCACAGUUGCCUCAAUUCUUGAAGAAUAAUUAUAUCCGAUACAGAUGUGCUGAGAGCCAGUAUCCUGCUGUUCAAUCUAAAGUUAUUGAUAUCUGUAAACGUCUCUUCUUCAGUAUUUCUUCAGUCUUACACCUGCAAGCUAUUAACUGUGAUUGCGAUCCAACUGGCUCUGAGAGUUCUGAAUGUGAUGUUUAUGGAGGCCAUUGCAAAUGCAAAGAGAAUGUCAUUGGUCGUAGAUGUGAACAGUGUGCACCUGGAACAUACAAUUUUGGACCUACAGGAUGUUCACCUUGUAAUUGUGACGCAGCUGGUUCGCGUGACAACUUCUGUGAGCCUGAUUAUGGCCGCUGUCUGUGUAUUCCAAAUGUUGAAGGCAGAGCUUGUGACCGAUGUGAGGAAGGAUACUGGGGCUUCCCUCGUUGUAGAAAAUGUGAGUGUAACAAUAUGGCCGACACCUGUGACAACCUUAAUGGACAUUGUAUUGGUUGUAGAGAUUUCACAUCUGGCCCGUACUGUGACAGGUGUACAACUGGUUAUUACCAAGAUCCACGUGUAACUGGACGCAUUGCUUGUCAGCCGUGUUUCUGUCCUGAUGGUCCAGGCAAGGAUAAUCAACGUGCAGAUACCUGUUCAUUUGACCUCCAAAAACGAACUGCUAUUUGCCACUGCCAUUUGGGCUAUGCUGGCAACAACUGUGACAGGUGUGCUGAGAACUAUUUUGGUGACCCCGUAGCAGGUACCUGUAAACAAUGUGACUGUAAUGGAAACAUUGAUUACCUUGUACCUGGAAGUUGUGAUACUAACACUGGUGAAUGUAUCAAGUGUCGUUAUAACACCGAUGGCUUCAACUGUGAACACUGCAAACCUGGAUAUUAUGGGGAUGCUACACAGCAAAACUGUAAAGCAAUAUGUGCUGGUCGUGGUCGUACUUGUGGUGAUUGUGAAGAUUACUACUGGGGAGAUCCUUCUGUCCAGUGUUAUCCUUGCAACUGCACUCGUGUCGGCUCUUUAUCAACUCAGUGUGACCGUCGAACUGGUCAGUGUACUUGUGUCCCUGGAGUUGCAGGACAUAAUUGUGAUCGCUGUGCCCGGGGAACUACAGGCACUCUCCCUAACUGCAAACCUUGUGGUGAAUGUUUUGCUAACUGGGACAAAGAAGUCCAAGACCUUAGCGUCCAUACUCGGGAUAUUGUAAACAAAGUUACGAACAUCACUGUCACUGGAGCAGCUGGUGCAUUUGAGAAAGAGUUUAACAUAAUGAAGGAAAAUAUUGAUGAAGUUCGUCAGAUCAUUGAAGCUGUUGGAGGUUCAUCUGAGAACGUGAAGCAAUUGUCUGAAAUGCUGGAAAACAUCAAGAGGAAUUUGACCACAAAUUCUCGGCUGGUAACCAACACUGAAAAGAAUUUAGAGAAUACAUCCAGUGAUGUCCUCACUUACAGGAAUAAAUUGGCAGCCCUUCAGCUGCGAAUUGGAGAACUAAGAGAAGAAGCUGAAAGACUGAACAAAAGUGCUCAAAGCAUAAAAGAAAGAGACUUUGAAGGUGCUUACAAUAUCACUCAAGAAGCUAAGGAAAAAUCUGAGAUGGCAAAGAAUUUGGUUACUCACAUUUAA